Hyphopichia burtonii NRRL Y-1933 is the source of this 453-nucleotide messenger RNA. RefSeq names its product 60S ribosomal protein eL42 (gene RPL42). The transcript has 2 exons. The record is from RefSeq and is a predicted model, not a curated record. NCBI's taxonomy places the organism in Eukaryota, Fungi, Ascomycota, Pichiomycetes, Serinales, Debaryomycetaceae. Gene Ontology annotation, biological process: translation. The coding region runs from base 133 to 453 and encodes 106 amino acids. Gene Ontology annotation, molecular function: structural constituent of ribosome. Gene Ontology annotation, cellular component: cytosolic large ribosomal subunit; ribosome.
UACUGUCUAAUCGGCACACACCCUGCGAAACUAGUGGAGGAAAUUUACACCUUAAUUUUUUUAAUAUACUAAUUUUUUUUGAAUUUCUUUCCUUUUACUUAUACCGUCAUAUCGAAAACACAUUAAGACACAAUGGUUAACGUUCCAAAGACUAGAAAGACUUACUGUAAAGGUAAGACCUGUCGUAAACACACCCAACACAAAGUUACCCAAUAUAAAGCUGGUAAAGCUUCUUUAUUCGCUCAAGGUAAAAGAAGAUAUGACCGUAAACAAAAAGGUUAUGGUGGUCAAACCAAACCAGUUUUCCACAAGAAAGCUAAGACUACCAAAAAGGUUGUUUUAAGAUUAGAAUGUGUUGCUUGUAAAACUAAAGCUCAAUUAAGUUUGAAAAGAUGUAAACACUUCGAAUUGGGUGGUGAUAAAAAACAAAAAGGUCAAGCCUUACAAUUUUAA